Messenger RNA from Silurus meridionalis, 1535 nucleotides. RefSeq names its product U6 snRNA biogenesis 1 (gene usb1). Gene Ontology annotation, cellular component: nucleus. The record is from RefSeq and is a predicted model, not a curated record. Gene Ontology annotation, molecular function: 3'-5'-RNA exonuclease activity. Bases 764 to 1408 code for a protein of 214 amino acids. Gene Ontology annotation, biological process: U6 snRNA 3'-end processing. The transcript has 7 exons. Lineage: Eukaryota; Metazoa; Chordata; Actinopteri; Siluriformes; Siluridae.
UAUUUCAAAUAAGCACACGAUUCUCACCAAACACACCCGCAUUCACACACUAAACAAUUCAAUAUUUUCUUUAUUUGUUUAAACACACACUUAUGGUUUUUUGCGCCACAUGCGCAGGUUCUUAUUAUUUCUUAUUUCAAGCGUGCACAAAAAAAAAUGUCGCCAUAUAUCCUCAGCUCGGAGCGGCUCACAGCACCACAAACAGGAAUGCAUCUCUAAAACGCUUUUUUUUUUUUACUUCCUGCUAACUUUUACGCAUUCUAACGUACAUUUUAACAAGUCUUGUAUUUUUGCACUGUUUACACAAAACAAAACUAAAUCGGAUUUCUGGUAUAUCGUUCUCGUACAAAUCCGGAACUCUUUUCAGUCGGUAUUGUUGCAGGUCGGACUCUGAAGUUGUGCAACAGCGUGUCCGGACUUCACAACAACGCUGUAAUGUAUUUCCUGUAACAAGCGCUGUGUAUAAAUAAAAAUAUAUGAAUACGGUUUAAUCCUAAUUUGCUUGGAAUAUGUUUUAAAGCGUAUUUUUUUAAUAUUGCGCCUGUUUUAACUGUUUCAAAAAAAAUCUUAAUGAACCUGUACCUUGCAUUUUGAACAUGUUAGUUAGUUACAGUAGCAGCUCGGAAGAAGAAAAUGAAGUUUCCAAUAAAAGAAAACAAAGGAAACCAGAAAGCAGGUUUGGGUUUCAGGUGCAAAGAAAAGGAAGCAAGGAUCAGGUCAGGACUCUGUGCCUCGUCUUCCUCUUCCAUCAUCCGUCAAGGAGAUGUUCAGAGACUCAGAAGAGCAGCACAUAGAGGACAGCUCUCAACAUGGAGGAAGACUCCGGUCUUUCCAGCACGAGAGAGGCAACUGGGCUACUUAUGUUUAUCUACAAUAUGAGCCUGACGACGUGUUCCUGGAGUUGCUGGAUGAGCUGAUGGGUUGUGCUGCAGCCCGUGGCGUCACCUUGACCCGGGCCGAGGAGUUUCACGUCAGCUUCUCUCAGACAUUGAUCCUGCGACACCACUGGAUUCAGCCAUUUGUUCAGGCGCUGCGUUCUGCACUGGCAACAUGCAUGGGAUUUGUGUGUCUAGCAGAUAAACUGAAGGUUUACUCCAAUCAAGAAAAAACGAGGACUUUCCUCGGUAUGGAAAUUUCUACAGGUAACAUGCAGCUACUUGAGGUUGUGAAAAGAGUGGACGCAGUAAUGGAAAAGUUCAACCUUAGCACUUAUUAUGAGGAUCCAUCGUUUCACUUGAGUCUGGCGUGGUGUGUCGGUGAUUUCACUGAAAAACUGCAGAACACGUGUUUACCAGAGUUGCAGAGUCUCGUGGACGGCCAUGAAGACGGACCUUUUCAGAUAAGGCUGAACUGCAAGGAGCUCCGCUGCAAGAGCGGGAAUAAAUUCUUUCUGUUUCCGUUGCAGUGACAGACAGCAGUUAGGAGGAUUUUUGUCACAGCCACAAGCUACUAAUAGUAACUUUAUUGAUGGUGUGAUGAAUGUAAAAUUUUACAGUGUGAAUGCUUUAAUAAACAUUAUUUCUUACUUAAACUUA